GUGUGGUGGGUUCUUCUUUGUGGUUUGAAAAAGGUUAUGAUUUGGUAAGUGGGUACUGUUGAUCUUUUUGAUAUUGGAAGUUUGACAAUGAUAUUGGGUUCUCUUGGUUUAGAUUGGCCUGCUGGUGCCUCAGGAAACGGUUGCAGAAAUCUAAUCCAGCAUGCGGGUUUUUUCUCAUAAAAAUCAAGAAUUAGGUGGGUACGUGUAGAUGUUUUAAGUGUUGCUGAUCGGGUUUAUUGGGUUGGAUGGUAUUUUAGUUGUUUCCAGAAAGAAGAAUUUGCUUGAGGAAAUUAGCUCCAUGGUUUUUGUUAUGGAUUAAAACUAAAUAUCCAGUUGGGUGCAAUGUUAAGAGCAUUAGCCCUUGGAUUUUUAAUUUCUUGCCUGGCAAUAUCUGUAUCUGCCAUUGAUGCUGAAUUUGGGGGUUGUUGUGAUGAUGAGGGCUUUUGGAGCAUACAUAGCAUUUUGGAGUGCCAGAAAGUGAGUGAUAUCUUGAUUGCAGUAGCCUAUUUCUCAAUACCCCUUGAACUCCUUUACUUUAUUAGUUGCUCAAAUGUGCCCUUCAAAUGGGUCCUUGUUCAGUUCAUAGCCUUCAUAGUGCUUUGUGGACUGACCCAUUUGAUCACUGCAUGGACUUAUUAUGGUCCCCACACAUUCCGGUUGGUGCUGUCCCUCACCAUUGCCAAAUUCCUCACAGCUCUUGUCUCGUGUGCUACUGCAAUAACCCUUUUAACUCUGAUUCCUCUCCUCCUCCAAGUCAAAGUGAGGGAGCUUUUCUUGAGGCAAAGUGUGCUGGAAUUAGAUCAAGAAGUGGGGAUGAUGAAGAAGCAGGAGGAAGCAAGUUUACAUGUUCGAAUGCUAACACAGGAAAUCCGGAAGUCACUAGAUAGGCAUACCAUAUUGUAUACUACUCUAGUUGAGCUUUCUAAGACACUGAAUUUGCACAAUUGUGCAGUAUGGAUGCCGAACGAGAACAGAACAGUUAUGCACCUGAUCCAUGAACAAAGAGCAAGUCCAUCUAGGAACUCUCAGCAUUCAAUCUCAAUAGAUGAUCCUGAUGUGAGGGAGAUAAAGUCAAAUAAAGGUGUGAGGAUCCUUAGGCCAGAAUCAGCACUCGGACUUGCAAGUGGUGUGUUGAAUGAAGCAGGUUCUGUGGCAGCAAUCCGGAUGCCAUUGCUCCACGUUUCAAAUUUUAAAGGCGGAACGCCUGAACUGGUAGAAACUUGCUAUGCCAUAUUGGUCUUGGUUCUUCCAGGUGCAAACAAUGGGAAUUGGAGCUGUCAGGAAAUGGAGAUUGUUGAAGUUGUGGCUGAUCAGGUAGCUGUUGCUCUGUCGCAUGCUGCAGUUCUUGAGGAAUCUCAGCUGAUGAGGGACAAACUGGCUGAGCAAAAUCGCACCUUACAACAGGCGAGAAUGAAUGCAAUGAUGGCCAGCCAAGCAAGGAACUCAUUUCAGAAAGUGAUGAGCAAUGGUAUGAGGAGGCCGAUGCAUUCUAUUUUGGGCCUGCUUUCGAUGUUUCAAGAUGAGAAUUUGAAGUUUGACCAGAAGAUGAUUGUUGACACUUUGUUAAAAACCAGCAGCGUUCUCUCAACAUUGGUAAAUGAUGUGAUGGAAAUUUCACCAAAGGAUAAUGGGAGAUUCCCACUAGAAAUGAAACCUUUUAGGCUACAUUCCACUAUUAAAGAAGCUUCUUGCCUUGCCAAGUGCUUGUCAGUAUACAAAGGCUUUGGGUUUGAAGUUGAUGUUCAGAGCACUUUGCCUGAUCUGGUGAUUGGUGAUGAGAAGAGGACUUUUCAAGUGAUUUUGCAUAUGGUUGGCUAUCUACUGGACAUUUAUUGUGGAGGAGGAACUGUAGUAUUUCGGGUUUUUGCAGAGGUUGGUAGUCUGGACAAGAAAGACAGCACGUUAGGGAUAUGGAGAUCAAGCACAACUGCUGAUUAUGUGCGUGUAAAGUUUGAAGUGGAGAUUCAUGGGGGCAGUAAUGAGUCAGAUGAAUUAAUCUCAGGCAAAAAUAAUGCUACAAUGACGCAGAACAAAGAUGAGAUUAGGGAAAGCCCCAAUUUCAGCAUGUGCAAAAAGCUUGUGCAGAUGAUGCAAGGUAAUAUCUGGAUAUCCCCGAACUCUCUGGGUUUUUCGCAAAGUAUGACGCUUCUUCUCCGGUUCCAAAUCCAACAACAGUAUUUUGGAAGAACCACAUAUGCACCAGGGAAACCCUCUGACCAACCAGAUUCCAACUCCAUGUUUAGAGGCCUCAAGGUUUUACUAGCUGAUGACGAUGAUGUAAAUAGGUGUGUGACCAAGAAGCUUCUUGCGAAACUGGGUUGCAUGGUGACUUCUGUCUCAUCAGGCUUUGAGUGUCUCAGUGCACUAACCCAUGCUGAAAAUUCGUUCAGAAUUGUAAUCUUGGAUCUUUACAUGCCUGAAAUGGACGGGUUUGAUGUGGCAUUGAGAAUCCGCAAGCUCCGCAGCCGGAACUGGCCAUUGAUCAUAGCCUUGACAGCCAGUGCUGACGAUCGUGUGUGGGAGAGAUGCCUGCAGAUUGGAAUGAAUGCAGUGAUCCGGAAACCUGUUCUCUUACAAGUAAUGGCAGAUGAACUCAAAAGGCUUCUACAACAGGCAGGGGAAGGGGUGUGAAGAUUUUCUGGACUCGAUUCACUACAAAAUGCAGAUUUUGAGGCAUUGUUUCAUUCACUUUGAAGACCAGUCACAGCAUAUAUAGAUUCUUAAUAUAGAAUCCACCUUAGCAGUAUACCAAAAUCAAAAUGUAGCCCUUGAAUCUUUGCUAACCAUUUUGCUCAUAAUUAAACUCAAGUGCUAGAAUUUCAUAGUAUGCCUUCAAGUUAAUUAUACAUCUAGCUAAUGCUGGAAGAAACUAUGUGCAUAAGGGUAUCGUCUUGAUAUAUUUAUAAUUCAAUGGCAGAGAACCCAUCAUUUCAUACUUGCUUGGGUACCUGGUACCUUGUUUUAGAAUGCUGCAUUCAGGCUCAGGUAGUCAGGUUCCCAUUGUAUGAACAGUGACAAAUUUAAUGAUAGCUCAAGGGAGAAAGUCAAUACAAUGUUUGAGAAUAAUGCUUCAGAUUUCAA
Messenger RNA from Rubroshorea leprosula, 3081 nucleotides. The record is from the annotation of a GenBank genome assembly. NCBI's taxonomy places the organism in Eukaryota, Viridiplantae, Streptophyta, Magnoliopsida, Malvales, Dipterocarpaceae.